Molecule: messenger RNA, 470 nt
Organism: Phanerochaete carnosa HHB-10118-sp
Lineage: Eukaryota; Fungi; Basidiomycota; Agaricomycetes; Polyporales; Phanerochaetaceae
Exons: 1
Coding region: 155-460 (101 amino acids)
Source: RefSeq, a predicted model, not a curated record
CGCUAGUUCGCCGCCACCUAUAAAUUCCAACCGAUGCUCAGAAAUUGCAGCCUCGCCUCCUUCUUUCGUCCACCCAGUACCACCACUAUCCAUCUGGAUUUCACCCACCCAUCUAUCCCAAUUUUGAACAGCCAUUUUGUUCUUCGACGUCGCAAUGGUCAUCUUUAAACUCGAGCAGGAGGAUCUGGAUCCACCACCUCCAUAUAUCGAGGACGACGAUUACGACGUCUAUAUGUUCUACCCGUCAAUCUCGAGCCAAAUACUCAUUCCUGUUCACGGGGCACCAUUCGUCCCGUUCGAGGCUACGGACAGUCCUAUACUAGCCCCAGAAGGCUCGAACAAUUUCUUACCAGCUUACCGGUCGUCGGCCAGCGGCGACGAAAGUCAAUCCCUUGAUGAGCUGGGCAUAGUCCUCUGCUGUCUUCCAGUACGCGUAUCUUCCAUCUUCUUAUCGUACUGAGUUGACGUGA